Lodderomyces elongisporus is the source of this 2421-nucleotide messenger RNA. RefSeq names its product mitochondrial 37S ribosomal protein RSM22 (gene RSM22). Gene Ontology annotation, biological process: translation. Gene Ontology annotation, cellular component: mitochondrial small ribosomal subunit. The transcript has a single exon. The record is from RefSeq and is a predicted model, not a curated record. The coding region runs from base 1 to 2421 and encodes 806 amino acids. Lineage: Eukaryota; Fungi; Ascomycota; Pichiomycetes; Serinales; Debaryomycetaceae. Gene Ontology annotation, molecular function: methyltransferase activity; structural constituent of ribosome.
AUGUUGAGAAAGCACAUACUUGCACACAAUAGACUAUCAGCAUCAUCGCUAGUACUGCGGAGGCAUAUUGCAGUAUCUCGGGUGCUACUACACAACGCGCAACAUCAUCAUCAUCAUCAUCACCAGCUGCAAAAAGAAGAGUUUGAUUUUGAUUUCCUCAAAGUAGAAGAACGUCUGAGUAAGGAUAUUGUGAGGAAGUAUAUACCGGCAGAUCAGAUACAAAACCACUCUGAAAACUUGACAACUGAAAAAGAUAACGAUGAAAUACUUGGCGAAUCACCUUUUAGAAAUCCUGAUGGUUCACUUAUACAUGGUGAAAAUGCAACAGAGGCAAGAUUAGACCCCAAAACACUACUAGGCAAAAUCGAUCAUUCUGUUGAAAGACUACCGAAGGCUAUUGCGGAAGUGAUACAGAAUAACAUAUUAGUUACCACUCUCCCUUCGAGGCUUCGACAACAAGUUGUAGCUGUUUUCAAAGAUCUUAACAAGAACCAAAUUCAACAAAGUCCGCUGUCAGAAACGGAGUGUAAUGCGUACAUUGCAGCGUUAUUUCUCCAAGAUUUCAGCCAUAUCAAACAAGUUAUUUUAGAACUUCAAAAACGGGUGGGUAAGGACAAGUUCAAUCCGCAAAGAGUUUUGGAUAUAGGAUACGGCCCAGCCACGGGUAUGGUAGCUUUGAAUGAUGUGAUGGGCGAUCAGUGGAUUCCUGAAGAAAAAACUGCGUAUGUUAUUGGGCGAAGAAACAGUCAAAUGAAAAAGAAUGCAAAGAUUAUCUUGUCUCGUCAGUUGAAUGAAAAUACUGCAGAAGAUUUUGAAGAACUGGAGAUUGAACCUGGUGAGGAAGGAGAACAAAACAAGGCAAAAAUUGCUGAAGACUCGGUGUCUUUUGGAGUAGAGGAAAAGCAAUUGGGAAAAGACAUUCACGAGAAGAAGAUGAUGAUCAAGGAGAAGGAGAAGAAACAGAAAAAGGAUUCAAAGAAAAUCAAGGAAGAGAAAUAUCUUGGUCCCAUAGACUCGACCAAGAUCAAUAUUAGGACAACUUUGAGGGAUACUAUACCUACAAAUAAACAAUACGAUCUUAUUAUGGUGCAUCAUUCGUUACUUUCAAAAGAAUACAACUUUCCAAAGGAUGUUGAUGAGAAUUUGCGAAUGAUUUUGAGGCUCUUGGCACCUGGUGGUCAUCUUCUUAUUGUAGAACGUGGUAAUGCAGUUGGUUUUGAAACUGUUGCUAGAGCAAGACAAGUUAUGAUUCGUCCUGAGAGGUUUCCCCAAGAGUUGGGUAAGAUUCCUCGCCCGUAUAUUAAAGGGUCUUUGGGAAAACCACAGAAAUUAAAGAAGGAGAGUCUUCUUGUUACCGAUGAGGAUAUCGAGUUUGAAAAAGAGAUGCUUGCUAAAUUAGAAAAAGAAGAAGAAGAAGAAAAAGAAAAAGAAUUGAGAGAACAGGGUGAGAAUUUGGAAAAUGUUCUUGACUCUAAAUUCGGGAAAGUUAGCGAAGAAGAGUUGAGGUUUGACGAAGAAGAUGAUGGUGAGAAUUUUGAGAUUUUUGAACCUCAUACUCCAUUGGAGGAAAUGUACGACAAGAUUGAUUAUCACAUCAAGAUUCUUGCACCAUGUCCGCACCAUAGGACAUGUCCUUUGCAAUUGGGCGAUCCUAAAUUUUUUAAGAUUCCAUCGCAUAAACAUAGACUCAAUUUCUGUUCGUUUUCGAAAACAGUUGAGAGGCCGGAUUAUACAAUGGAGUUGAAAAAGGGCAAGAUGCUUGCUACAAAAUGGGACAAGACAGCACAUGAUGGUAUUGGUACCGUUAGUCGUGGUGAGUUGAAGAAACUUGCGGGUACAGGAAGACCUGGUGGUAGAAACACCGAAGAUGGUUCUUAUUCGUAUUUGAUUGCUGAAAGGAGUUUAAAUGAUCAAGAGACGCUUGAUAAGAUUGAUAAUUUGAGAGAAUAUAGUAAUAACGACAAUUCACCAGUUGACACUGAUGACAUUGAUUUCUGGCCUCGGAUUGUUGAUCAUCCUUCCAAAAUUAAGCGAAAUGUCAAGAUGACUGUUUGUUCUAAUGAGGGGGAUAUUGAGCUUUGGCAGAUUCCCAAGUCUCUUGGUAAGCAAGUUUACCAUGAUGCCAGGAAGGCUCAGCUUGGGGAUCAAUGGGCUUUGGGAAGAAAGACUUUUAUAAAGAGAACCGUUGUGUCGCCCGAAGUGAAGGCCAAAUUGGAGAUGUUGUACAAGACUCAAAAGAAGACAUUUUUGAAGGAGCAAAAGAAGCAAAACUGGAAAAAGAUUACUGGAGUUGACGAAGAGGAGUUUGACGAUGGGUUGCGUUCGGUAGAGAUUAUGGCUUCCAAGAUGGAGAAAUCGAGGGAAUAUAUUAAAAAGGGGAAAGAAUUUGAUGUGGAUCCAGCACUGUACGAAGGAAAAUAA